Molecule: messenger RNA, 933 nt
Organism: Lecanosticta acicola
Lineage: Eukaryota; Fungi; Ascomycota; Dothideomycetes; Mycosphaerellales; Mycosphaerellaceae
Source: the annotation of a GenBank genome assembly
AUGAAGCUUGCAAGGCUCGUUCUCGCCCUACUCGGCCUCCUCGCUUCGAUCUCUACAACCGCAGAGCCCCAUCCCGGUCAUCAAGUCUCCAAGGGAGGAAUAUUGCAACCUCGAGACUUGGUCGCCAAUCAGCACCACACCUUCAACGCCUACCACGAGAUCAGCAAGUAUGCUAAAGUAACCAAAAUCUGGUCGGACAGUCUUCGACCGCUUCAAAAGCACUUCCUCUACGACACCAUCCAAAAGCAAGCCUUUCAAAAAGCAAAUUCCGACAUUGCUUUCUCUCACCUCGCGCAUGGAACGCUGAUGCUAGACGCCUUUCUCUCGCUCACACAGCAAUCCGCACUGCUGAGAUCCAAAUCCCAGGACGCUUUUCGUCAUGUUAUCGAAGGGGCACUCACUCCGGUUCAGCUUCGCCAGACCAAAUGCUACUGUGAGGAGUUCAAAUCCGGAUGGUUCUACCCGCCGGAGGAAAUGAUCAAUGCGUUUCUUGACCUCGGAAGAAAUCAAUCUUUCGCGUAUCUUCAAAGCAUCGAUUCCGCAAAGGAAUUCCUAUCCGGGCUGCGACAGUUCGAUGUCCUACUCCAAGAGGUUGAAGAGACAAUCGCGCUUGAAGAACCACCUGCACCGACCACGCGAUCUACCAAACGAGCCGUCAAGAAAUUGCACAAGCAGCUACGCAAAUCCCUUUCCAUCGCGGCUUUUGAUGAUACGCAACUCCAUCUUACAGCGCAGAUUAUACGUUCUCGACAUUCGAAUUUGACCGUUCUCGCGCGGAUGAAUACCUCGUUUGAUCGAGCUCUCGCUUCGAUUGAUCUUGCCUGCGCGAUGGCGAGGAAUGAUGGAAAGACUUCGCUGGCACAUCUGACGCAGUAUGGAAGGGCAAAGAUUGGAUUUUGUCCUGGGGAGGGGAGCUGGCAGGGGGAGUUGUAG